CUCGGUCGCUUUCCACCCAGGAUGCAUUCCCACGCCACUCCCGACGGCAGAGCUGUCCCUCAUUUCCCAAGGUCUCACCUUACUGAAGCAGUUGCCAAAGCCAAGGCAGGUGGAAGUGGUGGUGGAAGCACUGGUGGAAGUGGAAGAGGUCUUGUGGGACAGAUUAUCCCUAUAUAUGGAUUCGGCAUCUUCUUAUAUAUUCUGUACAUUUUAUUUAAGCUGGCUUCCAAGGGAAGAACUACUCCUGCAGAACGGAAAUGCCCCACUGCUACACCUGGGAACAUGAAGAGGAAAAUCACUGACUAUGAGCUCACUCAGCUCCAGGAAAGACUGAAAGAGACAGAAGAAGCAAUGGAAAAAUUAAUCAACAGAGUAGGACCUAUGUAUGACAGGACUCAAAAUGUUACAACAGACCAGGAAAAAAUGUUACUUCAACAACUCCGAGAAAUCACUAGAGUUAUGAAAGAAGGAAAAUUCAUAGAUGACAUCUCUCCUGAGAAGGAAGCUGAGGAGGCUCCUUACAUGGCAGAUUGGGAAGGUUAUCCAGAAGAAACCUAUCCUGUCUACGACAAUUCCGAUUGCUGCAAGCGCAAACAGGACACAAUCCUUGUAGAUUACCCUGACCUGAGCCAGCCCUCUCCAGAGGAGCUGGCAGAAAGAAUGGAGGGCAUGGAAGAUGAGGAGUAUCCUUAUGAUGAAACCCUGCUAAGUGAUCUCACCACAGGAAUGGGUGGCCAGGAUUUAAUGCAGAAGAAGGAUGAUGUAACUCCCAGCAGGGAGGAGGAGAGUGACCUUCCUCCCAGCCAGAGCACUGGGGAGUGCUGCUGCUGCUGUGAUGAUGAUCCUGCUGUCAUAGCAGAGAAUGCUGGAUUCCACUCUGAGAGCUGCAGUGAAGUAGAAGAGACAAGCCAAGAGGACUUGUCUGUGGAGUCAGAAAAUGAAAAUGCAGCACUGGAAAAGCAAAAAGUCAUCGAUUCAGAGGAGACAGGCACACUGAGAAAGCGCUACACCAAAGUACUUGAUUGAUAGGACAACAGUGGA
Ficedula albicollis (Collared flycatcher) is the source of this 1041-nucleotide messenger RNA. RefSeq names its product RIC3 acetylcholine receptor chaperone (gene RIC3). The coding region runs from base 22 to 1026 and encodes 334 amino acids. Gene Ontology annotation, biological process: protein localization to cell surface; synaptic transmission, cholinergic. Gene Ontology annotation, cellular component: neuronal cell body; neuron projection; intracellular membrane-bounded organelle. NCBI's taxonomy places the organism in Eukaryota, Metazoa, Chordata, Aves, Passeriformes, Muscicapidae. The record is from RefSeq and is a predicted model, not a curated record. The transcript is spliced from 5 exons.